GGACUGUGGCAGAGCCAGUGGGAGGAUCCCUGUGGGCUUGGGAUGUUUGACUUUUUAAUUACGAAAACUGGAGUGUUCCAGGGACUGGUAGUUGGAGUUUGGUGACCUUUAUUUAACUGUUCCUGUACCAACUGCUCUAAUACAGCAAGUUUCUCUUCUGGUAAGGGCCAUUGGCUGACCCAGAAGGGUGUAAUGGAUGUCCAUGUGAGUUUAUGUCCAUCAAUAGCCUUUGUUAAAAAUCGGUUUCUAUUCUCAGACCCCAUUGGGAGAGACUGUCUCUUCCCCAAAGAGCUAUAUCAGCUCCUACUACGAAUGGUUUUGUGGUGGCAACAUGACCUUCAGGUCCCUCAAAUGUGACAGAGUGUGAGCUAUGUAAGCUUUCACAGUGACCACCAAUACCUGCCACUUGGACCAGUGUGGCUACAGUGGUCCAGUUCUGUGGCCGUUUCAGUUUAGAAAUUGUGUUGGGGCGGAUGCUCUGCUCCCUGCAGGCAGCACGCGGGGCUGGUCUGGGUGAGGCUGCGGGUGGCGGCUCCUGACGCAGGCACAGCUGACGGGAUGUGACACAAAGCGAGCUGCGAGCCGGGGAUGCCAGAGGCGUCCUUGGUUCAGCUGAGCAGAUUCUGCUGCUGUGAAUCGUCGUACAGCUGUGACACCCUCAGGCUGCCCGGGGUUCUGUGUGCUGGGGAGCCCCGGGGCGCCCGCCCAUCGCUGGGUUCGCUCCGUGGGCCGGUACCACUGGGGAAGCCGCCCUGCCCAUCGCUGGGUUCGCUCGGUGCCACCGGGAGCGCCACCGGGGCAGCCGCCCUGCCCAUCGCUGGGUUCACUCGGUGGGCCCGGUGCCACCGGGGGAGCCGCCGUGUCCAUCGCUGGGUUCGCUCGGUGGGCCCGGUGCCACCGGGGCAGCCGCCCUGCCCAUCGCUGGGUUCGCUCGGUGGGCCCGGUGCCACCGGGGGAGCCGCCAUGCCCAUCGCUGGGUUCGUUCGGUGCCACCGGGAGCGCCGCCGUGCCCAUCGCUGGGCUCGCUCGGUGCCACCGGGAGCGGCACCGUGGGCAUCGGCGGGGCUGCCCCGCCCACCACCUGCCCCACCCCGCGCUCUGAUUGGUCAGCAGCACCCGUAGGGGCGUUUCCCUCGGUGGCCGCGCCCCUACCGGGACUCCAGCCCCCGCCGUGCCCCGCGUGGCCCCGGUGCCGCCGAACGCCCCCCGAGAGCCCCGGUACGCCGGCAUGGCGCGGCCCGCCGUGCCCAGCUCGCAGAAGGCGCUGCUGCUGGAGCUCAAGGGGCUGCAGGAGGAGCCCGUGGAGGGGUUCCGGGUCGGGCUCGUGGACGAAGGGGACCUGUACACCUGGGACGUGGCCAUCUUCGGACCCCCGGACACACACUACGAGGGCGGAUACUUCAAGGCUCGUCUCCGCUUUCCCAUCGACUACCCCUACUCUCCUCCUGCCUUCAGGUUCCUAACCAAAAUGUGGCACCCCAAUAUCUACGAGACAGGUGAUGUCUGCAUCUCCAUCCUGCACCCGCCCGUGGAUGACCCUCAGAGUGGGGAGCUGCCCUCGGAGCGCUGGAACCCCACCCAGAACGUGCGAACCAUUCUGCUGAGUGUGAUCUCGCUGCUGAAUGAGCCCAACACGUUUUCCCCAGCCAACGUGGACGCCUCGGUGAUGUACCGCAAGUGGAAGGAGAGCAAAGGGAAGGACCGGGAGUACACAGACAUCAUCAGGAAGCAGGUGCUGGGCACCAAGGUGGACGCUGAGCGGGAUGGAGUGAAGGUCCCCACCACGCUGGCUGAGUACUGUGUGAAGACCAAGACUCCAGCCCCAGAUGAGGGCUCAGACCUCUUUUAUGAUGACUAUUAUGAGGAUGAUGAGAUGGAGGAGGAAGCAGACAGCUGUUACGGUGAUGAGGAUGACUCCGGCAAUGAGGAAUCUUGAUGGGCCUCUGGCAUUGCAAAACUUACUAUAAACUACUGAAUUUUA
This is a messenger RNA of Agelaius phoeniceus (red-winged blackbird), 1981 nucleotides long. It is a transcript of the gene CDC34, whose product is annotated as cell division cycle 34, ubiquitin conjugating enzyme. The record is from RefSeq and is a predicted model, not a curated record. NCBI's taxonomy places the organism in Eukaryota, Metazoa, Chordata, Aves, Passeriformes, Icteridae.